AUGAGCCACCAGAGAAUACUUCUGCUGCUUAUGGCUGCCUUCUUCGCUUGGGUUUCUGCGCAAACACCCCCUGGACAAGCCGACAAGUCGAAGCUGAUUGCUCACGAUGUUCUCAUGAAGACCACGUCACUGUCAGAAACCACAAUUGCUACUUCAUCUAAGCGGUUCUUGAGGCUCUACGACGCAGAAGUCCGAGAUACAGUCCGCGGAGAUAAUGACGUAGACCGCGAGGAGAGAGGAACUACGCCGUUGUUAUCGAAGGUCGACGAUCUGAUACACAAAGUAUUUAAAUCCAAUCCGGAGCAAGCACAAAUCAAGGCGUGGAUGAAGUCUCGAGUGCACCCUCAAGCGAUUUUUGAUACUUUGCGUCUAGCAAAGAGUACGACGAAACUGAACGAUGACCCGAAUCUUCUCCUUUGGCUCAAGCUCGUUGCUGCUUUUAGAGCUAAGAAUGGUAACCAGGCGUUUUCGGAUCUGGAUCUUUACUACUUGCUACUGAAGAGAAGCAGUGGCGAAGAGCUGAAAAUACUUAUUGAGUCUUUUCGGAAGACUGGAGCCUUAAAGGAGCUAGGCAAAAGUAUGCAGAAAUCGCUAUCUGGUUCGUGGGUGUCAAAAACCUUACAGCACGAAACAGAUCCAAAAAUUGUUUACGAUACAUUACGUCUUCAAGAGGCUGGCACGAAACUGGUCGAUUCGCCAAUCUUUCAUCAGUGGCUGGCCUACGCGCAGCAGUAUCGGGCGCAGAAGGGGAAUCACUGGUUCGGAGACGACGAUAUGCUCGACCUGUUUCGAAAAACCAUGCCGGAAAAAGACGUGGUAACGCUUCUGCAUUUGCUUCGAAACGUCCCGGGCAUGAAAGAUCAUGGCGAUACGAUGCAGCGGUUCUUGUUUUUAUCGUCUAAAACCAGCCGAAAAAUGAUGCACGACGUGUGGCUGAACUACGACGUAACGCCCGAACAAGUUUUCAAGAUUUUACGCUUGGUAAAGGUCAAUAUGGACGCUGUGGAUACGAACGCAAUGUUUAUACAUUGGCUUAGGUACGUCAACUUGUACAGGAGCCACACAAAAAAGAACGUUUUAUCCAGCGUACAAAUGGUGCAUUUCCUUGCGGACACCAAACCGUUGCGGUCAGAGUGGCAAUUUGCCACAUUUUUUGAAUCGCUCAAGGACGUCCCUGAUUUGAAGAGGCUGGCUGAAAACAUGCAAACUUACCUAUUCCAAAACUGGCUGCACACGGAGUGGGACCCGAAGGCUGUGUCGAGUAUGCUGGCCAUUCCUUUUCCUACGAGUGCUGUGUAUCUGCCGAAGAACGAUCCCAUUUACAAGACUUGGGUGGCGUACACCCUUUACUAUACAGAGAGGAAGGGCGGGGUGUCGUUGCUAAAUAAAGUGAAGACACUGCUCGACAACGACAACCCUAUCGGCGCACUUACCGCAGCUAUGAAAGCUCAGUGA
Messenger RNA from Phytophthora infestans T30-4, 1455 nucleotides. Its product is annotated as secreted RxLR effector peptide protein, putative. The coding region runs from base 1 to 1455 and encodes 484 amino acids. The transcript has a single exon. The record is from RefSeq and is a predicted model, not a curated record. Lineage: Eukaryota; Oomycota; Peronosporomycetes; Peronosporales; Peronosporaceae.